This is a messenger RNA of Myodes glareolus (Bank vole), 6490 nucleotides long. It is a transcript of the gene Tgfb2, whose product is annotated as transforming growth factor beta 2. Lineage: Eukaryota; Metazoa; Chordata; Mammalia; Rodentia; Cricetidae. Gene Ontology annotation, cellular component: extracellular region. The record is from RefSeq and is a predicted model, not a curated record. Gene Ontology annotation, biological process: transforming growth factor beta receptor signaling pathway; regulation of cell population proliferation. Gene Ontology annotation, molecular function: transforming growth factor beta receptor binding; cytokine activity; growth factor activity.
GGAAGAAAGAAGCCUGCCAAUGAUGGUGGUUUUUAUAUAGUUUUCAGAAUCAUUUAGGUGCAUAUUGGAACAAUUCAUUCAUUCCAGGGUGUUACAGGGUCAGUGGAGUCGAGGAAUUUUGUGGUCAAGGUGGGUGGGCAGGUGAUAAGAGAGGAACUUUUCCCCAGGAUUCUUAGAACAUAGACGGUGACAGUGGGAAUCUUGGUUCUGUAAGAGGGCAGUAGACUAUUCUGCAGCACCCACACUGACUGGACCUCGGAAUCCCUGUUUGUCAGAUGUUCUGGGACUGGUGUUUCUUUGAAUUGCAUAGUGGGAGAGAACUCAGGCAACGGGCCUUCCCUGCAAUGUCCAGGCCCACCACUUCCUGUUCUCUGCUUUAACAAAUGUCACUUCCUCUGGCCUCUGUCCCCUUGUCUGUGGCAUAUAAAUAAUACACUUCAUUGCUGUAUGUAAUGUAUGCCAGCUAUCAUUACUGCUUAUCCAGUUCCCUUUAUUAAUAAUGUAGGCCCCUCCCACACACAUCUCCUGCAUACAUCCCUAAAGGCUUGGGUUGUUUUGAACUAGGAAAUGACUGAACCAGGAAAUGAUACAGAGAUCUUGACUUUGGGGGAAUGAUCAACAGUUUCCAGUUUAAAUUAUCUGUCUAGUCAGUGUGGCCGCAGAGUCAUUGCUAAAAUUGAAAUGUUGACUUUAACUAAAGGUGAAAAGAAGGAACAAUGGCAAGAAUGAUUCCGGUCUCCGUCUAGUUUGGACAGGUUGGUGUAGAAAAUGUCAGGCUAGGAGCACUAUGUAACAGUAGACAUCAAACACUGACAAUCCAGGUUUCCUAGGUGUAUGCUGUGGGCAGAAUGAAGACGGUAGAUACUGCCUGUCUAGGAAGAAAGGAGAAAGCCAUACAAGAAGUGAGAGUUCAGGCGAAGACGGCCAUGAUCCACUUAUUCAGAGCAGUGAAACAGAGCAUGCUUUGGGUGGAAUAGGUGCAUCUGCCUUCUGCAAGUUCACAGACAAACAAGGCUAGGAUGUAAACAGACUCAUAAAAAUCAGGGAGGCUGCGAAUGAAUGAGCCCCACCGUGGAGAAACGAGGUGCUUAGCUGCCUGCCCCUCCACAGACAGCCCUCAGUGAUCGCGGUGACUGCUGCAGAUCUCCUUUGCCAGUCGCCCUCCUCCACGGGCCGUCCCCUUUUCCACACCCCCUCAACGGUCGAGUGCUCGUGGUCUUAGUAACAGAGGACUUCUGACUGUAAUAAUAGCGCGUCACUUUGUUGAAGGCAAACACGUGGUUUGGGGAGCACUUAUAAAUCUCUGCUCAGGGCAGGAUCGUGAUGUUAUCUGCUGGCAGCAGAAGGUUUGCUGGGAGCGGAGCUGCCGAAGCUGCCGGCCUGAGAGCCAUAGCGAGAGAGUGAGAAAACAAGCAGAGAGCUCUGAGCCUUAGGGCAGGCGACAGGGAUGAGGAGCAGAAGCUUUAGUGUUUAAGGAAUCGCCAUUCUGGAGCAACCCGGCUGCAGAAAGGAGUAGGUAUCAGCAGAGGUCUAUUUUAGGGUCGCAAGUACCGUCUUACCCUAACCGAGAAAGUGCAAGCUUGCAGGAAGCCAGGAGAGGCUGGGGAAAGGGUGCGAGUCCCCGAGGCGCCCCGCAGCCAAGGCGCCCAGGAGGCGGUGUUGUUUCACAGUGGGUGAAGGAGGUGACCGAUCUCUGUCGCCCGGUGGCCGCCUGGAGCAAAAGGAGGAGGAUCUGCAGGACGGAGCUGGAGGCUAACCCCCUUUGCAGGCAUCAGCGGCGGCUGCAACGUGGAGCGACCCAGCCGGGUGUAGGCCACAGCGCGGCCGCAGGAGCAGGAUCGUCGCUGCCUGCUCCGGCCUCGGCGGAACUCCGGGACGGACAGUACCCCCACCGAGUCCCCGAGAGAGCCGCGCCGGGGCGCAUCUGCCUCCCCGCGGCUCGCCAGGCUCGCCCUCGGCGCGCGUACACGCACGCGCGCGCACAUCCUCACGCACACUCAUCCACACACGUGUGGAAGGCAGGGCCGAGCCGCUCCGUCUUUGAACAUCUCAGUUAGAGCCCGGAGCAGCCCGGCCGCCGCUCUGCGCUCCCCGCGGCCCUGCCUGCGCGCCUUCUGCCAGCCCCCGGACCUUCGUCUCUUCCCUUUUGGCUUAAGGAUCCGAGUUCAGAUCCGCCACUCCGCACCAGAGCCUGACACACUGAACUCCAUUUCUUCCUUUUAAGUUUAUUUCUACUUCAGAGCCACUCACCCCCUCCCUUCCAGGGGAAAAACCAAACCUUUCUUACUCCUUAAAGCCCCCCCCCCUUGAGCAUCGCAUAUUAAUAUCUCCACGUUGGGAACGCGCUGCAUUUUCUUUUUUAAAAGGAAUUCCAGCCAGAGACGUUUUUCUAUUGGGCAUUAACUUUCGAUUGCUUUGCAAAAGUUUCGCAUUAAAAAACAAAACAAAACAAAACACAAAACGUUACCUGAUCCGCUCUGAGAAUUAUUGGUUUCUUUUUAUAUUUUUUUCUUACUUUAAACAACAACAGCAACGUUUCCACCUUCUAAAAACAUGCACUACUGUGUGCUGAGAACCUUUUUGCUCCUGCAUCUGGUCCCGGUAGCGCUCAGCCUGUCUACCUGCAGCACCCUCGACAUGGACCAGUUUAUGCGCAAGAGGAUCGAGGCCAUCCGCGGGCAGAUUCUGAGCAAGCUGAAGCUCACCAGCCCCCCGGAAGACUAUCCUGAGCCGGACGAGGUCCCCCCGGAGGUGAUUUCCAUAUACAACAGUACCAGGGACUUACUGCAAGAAAAGGCAAGCCGGAGGGCAGCUGCCUGCGAGCGCGAGCGGAGCGACGAAGAGUACUACGCCAAGGAGGUUUAUAAAAUCGACAUGCCUCCCCACUUCCCCUCCGAAACUGUCUGCCCAGUUGUUACAACACCCUCUGGCUCAGUGGGCAGCUUUUGCUCCAGACAGUCCCAGGUGCUCUGUGGGUACCUUGAUGUCAUCCCGCCCACUUUCUACAAACCCUACUUCAGAAUUGUCCGCUUUGAUGUCUCGACAAUGGAGAAGAAUGCUUCUAAUCUGGUGAAGGCAGAAUUCAGGGUCUUUCGUUUGCAGAACCCCAAGGCCAGAGUGGCUGAGCAGCGGAUCGAACUGUAUCAGAUCCUCAAAUCCAAAGACUUAACGUCUCCAACCCAGCGCUACAUUGACAGCAAGGUUGUGAAAACGAGAGCCGAGGGCGAGUGGCUCUCCUUCGACGUGACCGACGCCGUGCACGAGUGGCUUCACCACAAAGACAGGAACCUGGGAUUUAAGAUCAGUUUACACUGCCCCUGCUGUACCUUUGUACCAUCUAAUAAUUACAUUAUCCCGAAUAAAAGUGAAGAGCUCGAAGCGAGAUUUGAAGGUAUUGAUGGCACCUCCAUAUAUACCAGUGGUGAUCAGAAAACUAUAAAGUCCACUAGGAAAAAAAACAGUGGGAAGACCCCACAUCUCCUGCUAAUGUUGUUGCCCUCCUACAGACUGGAGUCACAACAGUCCAACCGGCGGAAGAAGCGUGCUCUGGAUGCCGCCUAUUGCUUUAGAAAUGUGCAGGAUAAUUGCUGCCUUCGCCCUCUUUACAUUGAUUUCAAGCGGGAUCUUGGGUGGAAAUGGAUCCAUGAGCCCAAAGGGUACAAUGCCAACUUCUGUGCCGGGGCAUGCCCAUAUCUAUGGAGUUCAGACACUCAGCAUACCAAGGUCCUCAGUUUGUACAAUACCAUAAAUCCCGAAGCUUCUGCUUCCCCUUGCUGUGUGUCCCAAGAUCUGGAGCCACUGACCAUCCUCUACUAUAUUGGCAACACACCCAAGAUCGAACAACUUUCCAACAUGAUCGUCAAGUCUUGUAAGUGCAGCUAAGAUCCUCAGAAAAGCCACGACACGAAAAUCACGGUGACAAUGACACAUAACAACCACAAUGACGAUGAUGAUGUCUGUGACGCAAGGGAGUUUGGAUUCAUCAGUGUUUUUUUUUAAAAAAAAAAGUUGGAGAAAAAGUGGUACUCAUUCAAACAUUUUGCAAGCUUGUGUUCUGUUUGUUAAAACUGGCAUCUGAGAUUACAGCAACAACAAAAAACCAUGGAAGGCUUUAGUCUGCGUUUCACCUACUUCGUGAGAGACACAAAAAGAAAACAUCUUUUUUUAAAAGGAAAAAAUAAACACUGGAAGAAUUUGUUAGUAUUAAUUAUGUGAAAGAAAAACAAAACAAAACAGGAAAAUCCGUUUAGUGGAGUUGUACGUAUUGUUUCCACCCCACACUUCACCCCAAGCUUCUCCUGGUUCCUCUGUAUUGCUCUGCAUUGGGCACUUCCUUGUCCCUUCCUCUGAGCUAACAGUGGGUUAUUUAUUGUGUUACUAUAUAAUGAACUUUUCAUUACCCUUGGAAAACAAACAGGUGUAUAAAGUGGAGACCAAAUGCUUUGCCACAAACUCAUGGACGGCUUAAAGAAUUUGAACUCAAACCAGCUGGAAACACAGGAGGUCACGCCGGGAUGGGACCCCGUGAGUCCUUCUAUGACCGGGCAAGUCUGCAAAUGUAUAGACGCCCCCAGAACACGUGCUGUGUGCCAACUGCUAUGGAAGCUUCACGGGUGGCCAUACACUGAGAAGGCCUGUUAACAAAAAGACUUGAAGUCAGUGGGAAUCUGGAAGAUUUUUUUUUCCCUUUUCAUUGUAAAUGGUUCUUUGCCAGUUUAAGCAAGCCAGUGAAAUGUUGACCCGUUUUGACGUGUAUUGUCAGACUUUGGACCGUGAAGUGGCUGUUGAGCUCCGAUACAGGUUUUUUCCUUUGUCUUGGUAUAUGUAAUCACACUGAUACUAUUAAAAUAGAUGGGUCUAGAAGCCAGCAUAAUUGAAAACACAUCUGCAGAUCUGUUUUACAAACUAUUAAAUCAAAACAUUAACUACUUUAUAUGUAAUAUGUAGAUCCUUACCAUAUUUUUGAUAUUCUGUAAUAAUGAUUGUGAUUUAGAUUGAACUUAAAUUUGAGCUUUUUUUUUAAAUGAUCAUUCAGAUUGUAUGUUUGUUUCCUUUAGCUGGCCAGUACUUUCGAAUAAAACCCCUAGAUUUUGGCUCGCAGUACAAAUUCAUUGUUUUAAAUAUUAUCUUCUCUGCUUGGCUUUUAUGUAUUGUCCAUUUAAUGGUAUAAGAUACCUGGGUCCAUUUUUUCCCUUUUCUUCUCUUUCCCAAAAGACAUAAAACAAAAACAAACAAAGAGAACUAAAAAGAUAUGUUUAAGUUCUAUAUUUCCCCUCCAUCUUUUCUGGGUCAUGACUAACUAGGUAGACUGGAGGAUGAAGUUCCUCCUGGGAAGACAAGGUGUGUGAGCACAGAUGUCGUUUUAGAGAGGGUUUAAGAAUCUGAACUCAGAAUCUCGGUGACUGGGCUAGGAAAAAAAUUCUGUAGCUUCCUUUAAUUCAUAUGUUUGUGGAAUCUUAUUACGGUUAAAAAGCAGACAGCUGAAAAGCAAAGACACCCCUUUCUUUAAUCAGCCUUUGGUUUCAGGGGAAAAAUUGAAAGAUGCCCAUUUUGAGUUUUCCAAAGGGGGAAAUGUCCAGAUCACAUUCAUCAUUUCAUUAACUUCCCUGAAGUUCAGGUUUGGAAAGAAAUUAGUUGAAGGCUGAAAAAGCACAAACGAAUUUCUUCCUUUUACCUGAGUGAGAAUGGUCUACAGCUGCGGUGGGCUGUGGUGUGAGGAGCCAGGUUGUCCUCUCUUUCAGAGCCAGGACCUGACACUGGGCUUUGCAGGGCAUCCUCUUUACGUAUUUAGCUUCAAAAUACAAAUUAGUUCACAAAACAAUGGGUUAUUUAUGGUCUUACCCAAAGGGCAACUCAGUGAGGUGUGAAUACAAAGAGAAGUUCUUUGAUAUGACAUACUUUGGGGAGGAGCUUUCCUCCAUAUUCAUUAAGAUGAAGAACGGGAUUCGCAAGCCGGAAGACAGACAAGAGCAAGCGCUGGUGAACGACCGGUGUGUCGGGUGUAGCGCAAGCCCAGCUUUGUCUGUGUGCGCUCAUUUUCCUUCCCCCUCCACUUUUCUGUUAUUUCUAUGUAAAUCCCUCUUAGUUCUGAAGAUAUCUUCCCCUCAGAUAAAAUGAUGUUUUAUUCUGUAUGGGUUUGUCUCUCCUUCUUGAAUGCACUGACUGCUUUUUUUUUUUUUUUUAAGAUUUCUUGAAUCUUACUUUCAUUUUUUUUUUUAAAAGUCUGUGGGGUCUACAGGUCUUUAUUUCCCAUUAGUGAAUAUUGCCAUGGGAAGGGUGGUAGGAGGGGGAGGGGUGUGUUAGCAUAUGGGAGGGGCAGCAGGUUGUAAGUGUUAAGCAACAGUACAAUUUUACGGCUGGCGUGGUUUUUAAAGAAUGGACUUUAAGAAUAGCUGUUCUGUGUUUUGAUGACCAACUAUGCUGUAUUUUAACACAAUGUAUGUCUGGUUUUUGUGGUGCUCCUAGUGGUAAAUAAAUUAUUUCAGUUGUA